Messenger RNA from Drosophila arizonae, 1271 nucleotides. RefSeq lists its product as uncharacterized. The record is from RefSeq and is a predicted model, not a curated record. NCBI's taxonomy places the organism in Eukaryota, Metazoa, Arthropoda, Insecta, Diptera, Drosophilidae.
GCCAAACUAAAACAAAUCAUUCAACGUAAAAGCCUCGUAACGUGCACAUCACAAAAACUCUUUCAACUUGUAUUCUCAUGCAAAGAUCUUUCAAUUACUGCCGAAAAUAAAAGACCCCAAGACGAACUAUGGAGAAGCUAUUUGUUAACAUUUUGAUAUUGAUUUCUUAUGCAUGGCUGUUGGGGUCAUGCCAGGCAAUGCUCAUCAGAGAUGGCGAUGGGCUCCUCAAUGCCACAGAUACAAACGGCAUCAACAACAACAUCAACUACAAUUACAACAAUGAAUCGGCAUUGCCUGUUUUGGCCACAGCCUUGGGCACUGCAGCCACGUCCGAUAAGCAACAAGUUAAAAAUGCGAGCGAAGCUGCCGCAGCAACUGCUGCCGAGAUAGCUGCAACUAUUGCCGACAAGGAUAAGGACAAGGACAAGGAGCUAGAGCCAUCGAGUGAUUUGCCUGCUCAUUUACAUCGCAACAAGCGUCGCAUGUCUGCCGUAGAGGCCUUGCAUCAUGGCCGACGUCACUAUCCACCAGCAGCUGCUGCACUACCAUCAGAAGCAGCAGCCGUACCGCCUUAUGUCUAUUAUAAUAAGAUGAUAUCGCCGGAUGGCAAGCAGGAGCUGAAGGAAUUUCAAUUGCUGUCACCGAACAUGGUCAUUGAGAGCGUGCAGCAUGAUAUGAAUUAUGGGCCAGCUGCCGAUCUGGGCGGCGGCGUUUUGCUGCUGAAUUCCGAUAACAAUUUGAACGGGCGUAUUCGUGCUUUGGCAGCCAAGCCACCCAGGCAUCAUCACAAACACAAAUCAUCGCUGGCCCUGCCGCCCUUUCUGUUCCUGCUGCAGCAGAUGCUGCAGCCGAACCUGAACAUCGAAAUGGAGCCCACACUGCCGCAGCCACAGCCUCGCAGCCGCUUGGAGACGCCUCUCUAUCAGUUCCUUGACAGCGCCGUGGACAAUGCUUUGCGCAAUAAUCAUGAGGUCUAUGAGCACUUCAUAAGCGAUCACGAUAAUGAGCUCAACGAGAAGGACAAGGACAAAGAGAAGGACAAGGAUAUGGAGAAGGAUAAACUGAAGGACGCCAUUGACAUGCUGCCCAUGCAAAAGGCAGCCGAGAAAGCCAAGCCAAAGGAGGACGAACUGCUUGUUAGCUGUCCCAUACAUCAUGAGCAUCGUACCAACAUCAAUGGCGAUAUGGUCAACGAUGAUGUUGUCCUGGUCAACGAGUGUCACAUUGUCUAAGCAGAGCGGCAAUAGCAGCAGCAGCAGCAGCGCAAAAAA